This is a messenger RNA of Ostertagia ostertagi, 657 nucleotides long. The record is from the annotation of a GenBank genome assembly. NCBI's taxonomy places the organism in Eukaryota, Metazoa, Nematoda, Chromadorea, Rhabditida, Trichostrongylidae.
CCUUACGUGAUAGAAGUGGAAAAGAAACAAACGGGUUGCGUGAUAUGUGCAGCUCAACAUGCGGCUGAUGGAUUCAGAACUUCAUCUACAUCAAAAGUGCAGAAUGCGAUCAUAAUAGCGAGUUUGUUGGCAAGUGGAUACAAUAUGAAAAUGAAUGUGAAGGCUACUUACGACAAUUGCAAUGCGAGCAGAAAGAACAUGUGUCAUCGUCACUAUGUCGCGGCGGCGGACGGCUUUGCUACAGAAAGGGAUAUUUGCCAGUUCAUGAAUGGAUCCAUUCGACGAUAUCACGCCACUCCUUUGUGGCCGCUUGAACAAACCAGCAACAGUCAAAGCGGUUGUUCAGAAAAAACUGCAUCGCAGCUGCCAAAGAAAGCCGAGAAUAGCCAGAGUUUGUGUACAGAUAAUGAAGAGCGCAUAUCGUCGGGUCGUUCGCACCCUCCAGAUAACGUUUGUGUGCCGUCAGUGAAAAUCACCAUGGGUCGACCAAUUUAUGCAGUACGUGUGUCGGCAGUACCAGUGACUACGAACGCUCACGAACACCAAUACUCACAUCCAUACAUGUCCCAGAGUUCCAGCAACGGCAUGGUUCCAUGCGUGCGCCUUUUGGGAGAGCCCCAGCUUACGGCAGUCAGACUGCUUGAACAGCUCUGGUAA